AUGGCUGUAAAAUUAGUAAGUUCGUACACAGGCGAUAUCAGUAUUUUAGGUAUAGCGGAAACUUUUGUUCUACGUUUAAAUGCCAUUGAUGCUUGUGCCUGUCUAGUUGAAUGUAUGUUGCUGCUGGAGGAAUUUCCUGCCACCGUACAGGCAUUGCAUGAAGCUAUUCAGAAUAUCUUAGAUGCAUGUUACGAGUUGCUGAAAAAUAAAGGAUUGAAGAACUUUUUGAGACUGGUUUUGAUCACGGGAAAUUUUAUGAAUAGUGGAAGUUAUGCAGGUAAUGCAGUUGGCUUUAGACUUUCAACUUUACCGAAACUAAUCGAAACUCGAGCAAACAGACCUCGCAUAACUCUUUUGCAUUAUUUGGUUGAUGAAGCACAGCGAAAGGACAGAGACAGUUUGAAAUUUACGAAUGAACUACUGGAAAAAUUAAAGCUUUGUUCAAGGUUAAGCCUGGAUAAUCUCUCCGGAGAAGUUUGCCAACUAGAUGCCACCUUGAGAAGACUAGACAAUAGAAUACAGCAAGAGGGAGGACAACUCAAAUUGCGUUUUGGUACAUUUGUUCAGAACGGCUCCAAGCAGAUUUUAGUUCUCAAAAAGAAAUUGGAGGAAAUUGAACAUCUCUCUGAUCAACUAGCCAAGCGCUUCUGUGAAGAUGAAAAGAAAUUUCAGCUAGAAGAAUGCUUGAAUAUAGUCAGCGUUUUCUGCUCUAAGAUAAAAAUGGCAGAAGCC
Stegodyphus dumicola is the source of this 732-nucleotide messenger RNA. Its product is annotated as inverted formin-2-like. The record is from RefSeq and is a predicted model, not a curated record. NCBI's taxonomy places the organism in Eukaryota, Metazoa, Arthropoda, Arachnida, Araneae, Eresidae. Gene Ontology annotation, biological process: actin cytoskeleton organization. Gene Ontology annotation, molecular function: small GTPase binding; actin binding.